AUGGGCCAGAUGACAGGACACCUUGGUGCGCGGCUCAGCCUGUUGCUGCUCUCCUCCCUUCUCCACCGAGCUGGAGUUUGGGGAUUCCCAAGGCCCCCCGGGAAGCCACCCCUGAACUUGCAGGAGCUGCAAAGGGAGUUCACCAUCAGCCUGCAUCUGGCCAGGAAGCUGCUCUCAGAGGUGCAGGGCCUGGCCCACCGCUUUGCUGAAUAUCACCUUCCUGGAGUGAGCCUGGACCUUCUACCCCAAGGGGAGGAGCUCCCCAAUGUCUCCCUGACCUUCUGGGCCUGGAGCCGCAUCUCGGACCAAGAACGACUCUGCUUCCUGUCCAUGGUGUUGGGUCCCUUCCAUGGCCUGCUGGGAGGCCUGGGGAGCCAGAAGGGUUGGACCAGCUCAGAAAGGAGGCAGCUGUGGGCCGUGAGGCUUGACCUCCGGGAUCUGCAGAGGCAUCUUCGCUUCCAGGUGCAGGAGGCGGGAUUCCCCCUCCCUGAGGAAGAAGAGAAUAAGGAGGAAAAGGCGAGGCUCCCAGGCUCCCAGGACAGCCCCUCACAGGCGGUGGCCCAGGCCUCCUGGCCCCAGCUCGUCUACAACUACCAGCUGCUGCGUUCCUUGGAGCUCGUCUUGUUUCGGGCUACGCUGGACUUGCUUUUGUUCUCUCAGGCUGGGGAUCCAGCAGAGGCCUUGGGGUUCCCACUGUCCAGCCCCCCGCCUUGA
Molecule: messenger RNA, 714 nt
Organism: Elephantulus edwardii (Cape elephant shrew)
Lineage: Eukaryota; Metazoa; Chordata; Mammalia; Macroscelidea; Macroscelididae
Gene: IL27
Product: interleukin 27
Exons: 5
Coding region: 1-714 (237 amino acids)
Biological process (GO): regulation of T-helper 1 cell differentiation; regulation of T cell proliferation
Molecular function (GO): interleukin-27 receptor binding
Source: RefSeq, a predicted model, not a curated record